Molecule: messenger RNA, 816 nt
Organism: Motacilla alba alba
Lineage: Eukaryota; Metazoa; Chordata; Aves; Passeriformes; Motacillidae
Gene: RRP36
Product: ribosomal RNA processing 36
Exons: 7
Coding region: 1-816 (271 amino acids)
Biological process (GO): maturation of SSU-rRNA from tricistronic rRNA transcript (SSU-rRNA, 5.8S rRNA, LSU-rRNA)
Cellular component (GO): nucleolus; 90S preribosome
Source: RefSeq, a predicted model, not a curated record
AUGGGGCCGGGGCGGGGACGAGGACGGCGACGAGCCGCCGCCGCCGCCACAAAGAGCGAGGACGAGGCGGCCGCGGAGCAGCCUCUCGGGAGGCUGGAGCCGGCAGAGGAGAGCUCUGGCUCCAGCGACGAGAGCGAUGCCGGCGGGAGCGUGGCGGGGGCUGGCGGGAAAGGUCAAUCUGACAUGUCUUUUGAGGAACUCCUGCGGGUGCAGAGUGAUGCAAGGACAAGAGUCAGCAGGAAGGUGCCUGGUGGGAAGAAAACUGCAAAGCCUACCAAAGCUACACUGAAGCAGCAACAAGGCAAAAAGGGGCCACUGGAGAUGUCAGCCAAGAAGCCUGUACCUUUCCUGCGACAAGUUGUCCCUGUUAGGAAGAAGGUCCAGAGAGACCCUCGAUUUGAUGACCUGUCUGGAGAGUAUAAGCCUGAAAUAUUUAUGAAGACAUACAGCUUCCUGGAUGGCAUCAAGAAGCAGGAGAAGGAGAUGGUUCAGAAGCAGCUGAAGAAAUGCCGGAACAUGGAACAGAAGGAGAAACUUCAGCGGCUCCUGAACCGUAUGACACAGCAGGAACAGGCACAGAAAAAACAGCAGAAGUUGAGAGAGAGGGAGCUGUCUUUGAAAAGACAACAGAGGGAAUUGGCCAAGCAGGGAAAGAAACCCUUCUUCCUAAAGAAAUCUGAGAAGCGAAAAUUGGAACUAGCUGAGAAGUAUGCAGAGCUGAAGAGGAGUGGAAAGGUGGAGAGCUUCCUGAACAAGAAGAGGAAGAGGAAUGCCAUCAAAGACAAGCGCCAUCUGCCCUCACAGAAGAACUUGUGA